UGCAACAUUACUUUAAUAUUUACAUGAUGAUAAAAGUGAUCGCGUAGUCAUGCAACUCUCUCCCUAAAUCCAAUGUUAAACCGCGUACUCUUCCAAUUGCAACAUACCCUCUUCACCAGUUUUACCUUUAUCUCUAUACUUUCUUAAUUAAUUAAAUACGACAAAGUUUGUUGGUUGAGCUCUCAUUUGAGCUUUUGACAGCUAAAUUUCUUUAUACCAUUCAAUUCAAUACAACUACCUACAGCUUGCUAUUACUAGUACUAUAUCACAAACUGACCUUUCUAUCCUUUUCCCUUCUUAGCAACUUGCUUCAAAUCACACGUUCUUCAUUUACUACUACUAUAUAUACACCAACUCUUCAAUCUUCACAACAUAUCUAUCCAACUUUACCACUUACUAUUUUAUUUAUUCACAACAUCAUGGCUUGCAACAAAUUACUACUGCUGCUUAUUCCUCUCCUUUUCAUUCAUGUUGCUGCUAACUUCAACCAAGAUUUUCAAAUUACAUGGGGAGAUGGUCGUGCCAAAAUACUCAACAACGCCAAUCUUCUAACUCUCUCCCUCGACAAAGCCUCCGGCUCUGGCUUUCAAUCCAAAAAUGAAUAUUUAUUUGGCAAAAUUGAUAUGCAGCUUAAACUUGUUCCAGGAAACUCUGCUGGCACUGUCACGGCCUAUUAUCUAUCAUCAAAAGGAGGUGCAUGGGAUGAGAUAGACUUUGAAUUCUUGGGAAAUUUGAGUGGUGAUCCUUACAUAGUUCACACCAAUGUGUUUAGCCAAGGAAAAGGCAAUAGAGAGCAACAAUUUCAUCUAUGGUUUGACCCAACCGCAGAUUUUCACAUGUAUUCGAUUCUAUGGAAUCCACAACGUAUUGUGUUUUCUGUGGACGGGACACCAAUAAGGGAGUUCAAGAAUUUGGAAAGAAUAGGAGUUCCAUUUCCUAAGAAUCAAGCAAUGAGGAUAUACUCAAGCCUUUGGAAUGCUGAUGAUUGGGCAACAAGAGGUGGACUUAUAAAAACAGAUUGGUCCAAAGCUCCAUUCAGUGCUUCAUACAGAAACUUCAAUGCAAAUAAUGCUUGUAUAUGGAGCAGUGGAAAAUCAUCAUGCAAAUCUUCUUCUCCUCCAUCUGCUGCAUCAUGGCUAUCACAAGAGCUUGACUCAACUGGUUUGCAGAGGAUGAGAUGGGUGCAGAAGAACUAUAUGAUUUACAAUUAUUGCACAGAUAAAAAGAGAUUUCCACAAGGCCUUCCAGUUGAAUGCACUCACUCCUAGUCCUAUUCUCUAGGACACUCUCUGCCUCAUUUAUCAUUCUCUUAUGUAGUAUAUCAUCUUUCUUUUUUUUAUGCCUAUAUUUGUUUCUAAUUCUAUUUAUUUAUUUAGUUACCAUGUAAAAUAUCAUAUCAAGUCGUAGCUAGAUAACCUUUUGUAACUUAGAUGAAUAUCAUAUUACGAUAGCAACUUAUUCCAUUAA
Messenger RNA from Lathyrus oleraceus (garden pea), 1467 nucleotides. Its product is annotated as probable xyloglucan endotransglucosylase/hydrolase protein 23. Lineage: Eukaryota; Viridiplantae; Streptophyta; Magnoliopsida; Fabales; Fabaceae. Gene Ontology annotation, cellular component: apoplast; cell wall. Gene Ontology annotation, molecular function: xyloglucan:xyloglucosyl transferase activity; hydrolase activity, hydrolyzing O-glycosyl compounds. The coding region runs from base 420 to 1268 and encodes 282 amino acids. The record is from RefSeq and is a predicted model, not a curated record. The transcript is spliced from 3 exons. Gene Ontology annotation, biological process: xyloglucan metabolic process; cell wall biogenesis.